GGACUGGAUUAUCGGAUGUAGACGACGUCAUAGCAUCCGCCAUGUUUCGCAUCACGCACCAACAGGCUCGUCCGAUUCAGAAGCCAGACUAAACCUAGUGGUCCAAACCCGUGGAAUACGUCGCCAUGGCUUCUAAAACCAAAACCAGUCAGUUUGACACUCUGAAUGUGUUCAUACACGAACGGCUGGCGGCCAUAGCUGGGGAAAUAUUUCAGGUGGUUGCAGACUCGCUCGCGGCCUUCCAGGAAGAGCUCGAGCGCUCGCGACAGGAGAACGUGCACCUGAGGAAACUGCUAACGGCCGAGGGAGCAGAUGCGCCGAAUAAGAAGCCUGAUGGAUCUCCGCCUGAGCGUGAAGAAUCCUACCAGGGGCCGCCGGACUCGGAUUUGGAGACCUCGGUGAUACAAGUGAAGCUGGAGCUUAGCAGUGUUCCUCAGGAUCCGGAGGCAGAACAGCUACCCACUGCGUCUACAUGCGACUCUGUACUUGCUACCAGAGGUCAAGGGCCACCUCAUGUUUUCUCAGAUGCGCUGGGAAGUCCUCCAGAACAGCAAGACCCCCUCCAAGCGCCUCAGGAAUCGGAUUCCUUACUAACACAAGUCAAGCUGGAAAUGUCCGCUGUAGGGGAGAAUGCCAUCCCACAAAAGCAGUUACGUGAAGCUUCUUUAUACACUACUCCAUUUCUAAGGACUGCUCAUAGUCAGAGGUGUCCUCCCUCCUCAGUUAAAACUCUCAGUGUUCCGAAUAAAAAUCAUGACAGUCGAGCCCUUCACUCUGCAGUUCCAAGUGAACGAGAAACAUGGAAGCCGACAUGCCGUCACUCGGAUAUUCCUCAAACUGUGAUACGAAGUGGAGAUUCACUCCAGUACCGUGCAGAUGGCGAUCCCCCUCAGCACACAAGGCUUGACUCCGACACCUCGGUCCUACAAGUGAAGCUGGAACUUAGCACUGUGCAGCAGGACACCAACCCACAAGAGGCAUUCAAUGAUCUCUCUUCAUGCCCCUCUCCAUGUGCAAUGACUGCUUGUAGUGAGCAGACACGUCACUCUUAUUUUGUUCAAACUCAGGAUGUUGAGGAAAGCAAGGGUGACCAUUCAGUAGCAAACUCAGCAGGAAGAGUAGAGCCACUGAACUCUCAGGUCAUGUGCUCUGAUGGCUCCAAUUCUACUGUAAUACCGUCCGAAAGUGGAUGUGAGAAUCAGUUGGUAGUAGUGAAAGAUGAACCAGAUCCCCAGUCUUCGUCUCAGUGUGUGGGGCCAUGGAAUGAUUUUACCCACUUAGCAUCAAACUUAUACAGUACAGAUAGACUGUUUUAUUGUCAAAUCUGUGGCAAGCCAUUCAGAAGUGAUCGACUCUUGAAGACGCACAUGAUAGUGCACCAGAAAGAGAGACCUUAUCGUUGCGAGUUGUGUGGAAAGUGCUACAGUUAUCCUCAUGUACUCAAAAUCCACCUUAGAACCCAUACAGGGGAGAGACCAUAUCACUGCAAGUUUUGUGAGAAGACUUUCAAUCAAAAGGGUCAUGUAAAGGGGCACGAAAGAAUCCACACUGGAGAAAAAAUUUACAGCUGCUCAGCCUGUGGGAAGCGUUUCACUUGGUUGAGUCAGGGAAAGGAGCACCUUCGGCUCCAUCGUGAUCAAGUAGCGACUGUUAUAAAACAAUAAAUAAUUACAAGUAAUUAUGUACAUACGACAUGCUGAAACUACAUCAAAUGUACAAGCCAUUCUAAUAGUUUCCCUUUGGCCAGCAAUGUUUUAACAAUUGUUAACAAUUUUACUUGAACCAUAAAUGUCUUCAUAAAUGUUUCAUUGCCCUUAAUGUUUUUAAUGCAUUUCUAGAGCACAGCAAGCGUUUUAUAUGAGAUAGCCAGACAAAUGUAAAAGACACUUUGUAAAAAAAAAAGAAAAAAAAAAGUUAUUGUUAUACAAAUUCAAGAUUGACCUGAAACAUUGUCUUCUUUCCAUAUCAUUCUAAACCGGUUGUUCAUAAGUGGAACACCACACACUCCAAAUAGUCUUCUUCCUUCCUGUAACUAUGAUUAAAGAACCUAAGUUAGAACUUAA
Electrophorus electricus (electric eel) is the source of this 2063-nucleotide messenger RNA. RefSeq lists its product as uncharacterized. Lineage: Eukaryota; Metazoa; Chordata; Actinopteri; Gymnotiformes; Gymnotidae. The record is from RefSeq and is a predicted model, not a curated record. Gene Ontology annotation, biological process: regulation of gene expression. Gene Ontology annotation, cellular component: nucleus.